Molecule: messenger RNA, 5158 nt
Organism: Xyrauchen texanus (razorback sucker)
Lineage: Eukaryota; Metazoa; Chordata; Actinopteri; Cypriniformes; Catostomidae
Product: zinc finger protein OZF-like
Exons: 3
Coding region: 117-1778 (553 amino acids)
Biological process (GO): regulation of transcription by RNA polymerase II
Cellular component (GO): nucleus
Molecular function (GO): RNA polymerase II cis-regulatory region sequence-specific DNA binding; DNA-binding transcription factor activity, RNA polymerase II-specific
Source: RefSeq, a predicted model, not a curated record
UAAACUCACUAAAGAAAGAAAGAAGAACUCACAGUUUGUUUAGAUGUUCAGCUGCUGCGUCUUUAAUACAUUUCUGUCACUUCUCUGUUUCUAUUCUUGAUGAUUUCCUCUCUUUCAUGACAGCAAACCAAACGUUUUCUCUUUGUUUUGACAAGAGCUUUAAAUAUCCUGUUUCAGGAGUCUUAUUGAGUUUUUGUGUUGAGAUGUUGAAGAUGAGUUUGCAGGUGGAUUUGAUGUGCUGUAAAUCAGUAGGAACUGAUCUGUCCAUGCUGGAUAUUGAUGAUUUGAUGACAGAAAUCUCUCAGCUGAAGAAAGAGGUGGCGUUACUGGAGGCAAAGCUGAGGGAAAGAGGAGAUCCACUGAACGGAGAGGAGCUGGAGAAGGUUUCCUGUCAAUCUUCAGUGUGUGUGACUGAUGGGACCUCCACAGAAUGUCAGGAUUCAGUGUGGAGCGUCAGAGAUCAGAGAUCCAGAGACACACAGGACUCAGAGCUCAGCCUCACUUUACUCUGUUAUACUGACGCUCAGGAGAGUGUGUGUGACAGUAAUCAGGGUGAUCAAACCUCCACAGAGUCUCUGGCUUCUGUCUGUAACGCUGGAGAACAGCAGAUGCUGCAGAUACCAUUGAAGAUGUGUUCAGUGAAGCUGCUGGACUGCAGGAACCUGAUGGAGAUGAGAGGAGAAACCACAGCAGAGGAACAGCAUGAUGAUCACCAUGAAGAUGAUGAGGAUGAUGUUCAACAUGAUGACGAUGAUGAUUUUCUGCCUUCAGAUAGAAACAGUGGUUCAUGUUCAGAUGGAGAAACAACUUCUACAUCAAAAGAGUGUCUGAAAGCACAAAGUCUUUCCUGCAUCACCUGUCAGAAGACAUUCAGCUCAAAGGGACAUUUAGUGAGACAUGAAAGAAAACACACAGAACAGAAAUUCUUCAAAUGCAGGAGAUGUGGAAGCAGCUUUUCUACAUCAAAAGAGAGGAACUUUCAUACAAAAGUGCACAGAGGAAAGAAGCUGUACCACUGUGAUCAGUGCGGGAAGUUUUCUUCUACCACUCCUUAUAAUCUAAAAGCUCACAUGAGGAUACAUUGUGUCGAAAAGCCUUUUCAAUGCAGUGAGUGUGACAAGUGUUUCAGCUUUAAAGGAGUUCUUGUUGCUCAUAAGAGAAUACACACGGGAGAGAAACCGUACAAGUGUCCUCACUGUGAGAAGAGAUUCAACCACAAGCCCCAUCUGAAAAAACAUGUCCGUGUGCACACCAAUGAGAGGCCGUAUCAGUGCAGUGAAUGUGGGAAAACAUUUACACGAAUAGAUUAUCUAAAGUCUCAUCAGAAAAUACACUCUGAGGAGAAACACUAUCAAUGUUCACUGUGUGAUAAACGUUUCCGUCAGAAAGCUAAUCUGAUAGUCCAUGAGAGAAUGCACACUGGAGAGAAACCUUACCUCUGCUCUCACUGUGGAAAGAGAUUUUAUGCUCCGGGUCAGUUGAGCAUUCAUCUGAGAGUGCACACGGGAGAAAAACCUUAUAACUGUAGCGAUUGUGGGAAGAGUUUCAGUCGACACGAUACCUUUGCAAAUCACCAGAGGACACAUACUGGAGAAAGACCUUACAAUUGCACUCAGUGUGACAAAACGUUUGCUCGACAAGGUACCUUGAAAACCCAUCAGAGAGUGCACACAAGAGAGAAACCUUACAGCUGCUCCAUCUGCGGGGAGAGAUUUGCUUAUUUAGGAAGUUUUAAUACUCAUCAGAACAAACAUGCUAAAGAUCAAGAAUCAUUAUAGUGUUUGUCUUUUUCAUGGGUCAGUGGAAGAAGAGACUCCUUCAGCACAUCUAGAGUCAGUAAAUCAAGCUCUCGGCCAAUAGGGGACUGAAUGUACACGGACCGACGGGUACGGACAGGCAUGACUUAGCAGAACCAAUCAAAACCUCUAUUUCAGCUGGGGGCGUGCAGUUGUGGGCAGUAGCCUUGCUACAAAUAGCGAAGCUGUUAGCUUAGCUACAUUUCCCACUAGCGAGGUGAUAGCUUCACUAGUUUUUAAAUCAAUUAACUUUUUAGUAGCAAAUCUAUAUUUUUAUUAGGUAGCGGGCUUAGCGUUAACAAAAGCUACACCGCUACGUUAUUCCAUAUACCUGGUAUUUACUGUCGCCGGUUUUGAAUCAGAAUUAAAAAUGUCUGAUUUAUAUAUUAAGUCACUCCUUUGAGUCUUUACAACAAAUUGGCCACUCGUGAUUGCAAAGCGGUCUGAGUCAGCAUUCAAUCUAAAAGCUUGCGCGUCAAAGUGCGUCUCACUGACCAAAAUGUUAACAUAAUACUUUAAAACAUGGAAAUUAAAGAUAACACUGGUGCAGUGCAUCAGUAUAUCUAUGAUAAAUGGAAACCAAACCUGCAAUUGCAUCCUACAGUUUGCCAGUUACAAAGAAUGUAUUAAAGUUCAACAUGUCUGCAGAUUGUGAACGACUACUGCAGGUGAAGAGAUUUUACCUCCAAUAGAGUAUCAAAACACUUAGCAGCCUUCAUGAAAACACACAAAAAAAGUACCAUGUCAUUACCAUAUUUGGACAUGUACCAUUACCUGGUAGCACUAUGUAAAUAAAAUGGUAUAUAAAUAUGGAAUCCAUAUAUCGAAGUACCAUGGUAGUCUUUGAAGUACUUGGAUAUACAACAAUUAUAUUUACACUGGCGGCCAAAAGUUUGGAAUAAUCUUCAGAUUUUGCUGUUUUGGAAGGAAAUUGGUACUUUAAUUCACCAAAGUGGCAUUCAACUGAUCACAAAGUAUAGUCAGGACAUUACUGAUGUAAAUCAGCACCAUCACUAUUUAAUAAAAGUCAUUUUUGAUCAAAUCUAGACAGCAGCAUCACUCCAACACCUUAUCCAUGAGUAAUCAUGAUAAAUUGAUAAUUCGGUGCUAGAAAAUCACUUGCCAUUAUAUCAAAAACAGCCGAAAGCUAUUUGGUUUAUUAAAUUAAGCUUAACAUUGUGUUUGUGUUUGUUUUGAGUUGCACAGUAUGCUAUAGACUGGAAUGUCUUAAGGACAAUAUUAGGUAAAAUGGAAACAGCUUUCUCUAGAAACUCGUCAGUCAAUCAUUGUUUUGAGGAAUGAAGGCUAUAAAAGUCUUGAAGUUGCCAAAAAACUGCAGAUUUCAUCCAAAGGUGUAACUACAGUCUUCAAAGAUAAAGCACAACUGUCUCUAACAAGGACAGAAAGAGAUGUGGAAGAUGUGCAACUAAACAAGAGGAUAAGUACAUCAGAGUCUCUAGUUUCAGACACCUCACAUGUCCUCCGCUGACAGCUUCAUUGAAUUCUACCCGCUAAACACCAGUUUCAUGUACAACAGUAAAGAGAAGACUCUUAUGAGAAGAAUGGCAAAGAAAAAGACACUUUUGAAACAGAAAAAGAAAAGGUUGGAGUGGGCAAAUAAACACAGACAUUGGACAACAGAUAAUUGGAAAAGAGUGUUACGGAUCUGAACCCCAUUGAGCUUUUGUGGGAUCAGCUAGACUGUAAGGUGCAUGAGAAGUGCCCAACAAGACAGUCACAUCUAUGGCAAGUGCUACAGGAAGUGUGGGGUGAAAGGUCAAGUGCUACAGGAAGUGUGGGGUGAAAGGUCAAGUGCUACAGGAAGUGUGGGGUGAAAGGUCACCUGAGUAUCUGGACAAACUGACAGCUAGAAUAACAAGGAUCUGCAUAGAUGUCAUUUCUGCACAAGGAGGAUUUUCUGAUGAGAAAUUUUUGAAGUAGUUUAAGAAGUUCUGAAAAGUAUUUUUCAAAUUGUAAUGGUAAUUAUUCACGUUAUUAAUGUCCUGACUAUUCAUUGUGAUCAGUUGAAUGCCACUUUGGUGAAUAAAAGUACCAAUUUCUUUCCAUGAGAGCAAAAUCUGUACAUUAUUUCAAAUUUUUGGCCGCAAGUGUAUGUACCAUUCUAUAAUUACAUGGUUCUUCAAAGUGCCAUGGUAUUACCACCUGAUAUCACAGUGUUAUUGUCCAGGUGUAUACACACACACAUACACACAGGGAAUCUGGCCUCUGAACAUAAGCUUCCAGUACAUCUAGAAAUACAUCAGCUAGACAGAAUUACAGGACAAGAUGAUUUGUAUAUGUAUGUAGAGUUGUUAUGUACAGGAAUUUGCAAAAUAUGUUGUUCAAAUGGGUUUGUACAAGUAGUAGUAUAAAUAUAUUUAUAAAAAAUUGAAAAAUUGUGAUUUUGCAUAUUGAACUCAUGGGUUUGUAUAGGUGUAACUGUUCCUGCUCAUCCCGCAUCAAGUGGGAUUCGAACCGGCGUCGCUGGCAUGGGAGGCGGGCGUGCUAAUGAGGAGGCUAAAGGCUCCUCAAUCUUAAACACACUGCACAGAUAUCACGUACCAUCUGGCUCCCGUUAUAUAGGAAACGUGUAUAAAUAUUAAUUUACAUUUUUUGUUUGUUGUUUUCUUUACAUGCACAUACAUACUGCAACAUACAGUAUACUUGCAUACUACAUUAAUGCAUCUGGUUGAAAAACAAAAUAGCUUAGGUGUAGCAAGAUAUCUUUGUUGUGUAGCUUUUUGCUUAGCUUAACAAUUUUUCUGUUGCGUAGCUGGUAGCUUAGAUAUUUCUAAAUCAAUCACAUCUCCGAAUUUUAGCUGGACUCGAGACACACCUCAAAAUGAAAUAUGCUCAACUUUGCUACAAUAGUGCUGCUACUUGCCUUCCCUAUGUAAUGAGAAAGAGCUGGUAUGUGAUAGCUGUGCAGUAUGUAAACCUCACUCCCCUGCCCUCAAGAGGCGCACUAGUUUAUGAUGCUAGAGGCUGGAGAUUUUAGCCUCCUCGUUAGCGCUCCCUCGCCGGAGACGGCACUUCGAGUGCCAUCCGGAGUGGGUCAAGCAGGACUGGUUACACCUUCGGAGGCGUGCAGCACAAGCCUGUCUCUUGGAACAAGCACAUUUAAAGAGUUUUCACUCGUCUGAAAACUGCAACAAUAAUGUCAUCUAUGAGAAUGCUGCAAAUGAUCUCAGAUCAUCUCGGGAGGUGCUGUGAGUUUAGGUCACUAUAUUUCCACACUAGUAACGUGCAUUGUGAACGCAUCUCUGCAGGUUCAAUAAUAUAUAUCUUUGUAUUAAAUAAAGAUAAAUGUGAUUAAAUCAUAAAGUAAUGCAAGACACAUUCACCUUGAAAAUAAAAUUGAG